AUGAGCAGACAAACUAAUCCUGCUGCCAUCGCUGCUGCCACAGCCUCACAACCAUCUUCCAACAACUCGGUGGUGGGGCUCCACUACAAGAUCGGGAAGAAGAUUGGCGAAGGGUCGUUUGGGGUGAUUUUCGAAGGAACAAAUAUCAUCAACGGCGUGCCGGUCGCCAUCAAGUUUGAGCCCCGCAAGACGGAGGCUCCUCAAUUGCGUGACGAGUACCGCACCUACAAGCAUUUGCAAGGGUGCGAGGGCGUUCCUAAUGCCUACUACUUUGGCCAGGAAGGCUUGCACAACAUUUUGGUUAUCGAUUUGCUCGGACCGUCGUUGGAGGAUCUUUUCGAUUGGUGUGGUCGUCGGUUCAGCGUGAAGACGGUGGUGCAAAUUGCCGUGCAAAUGUUGAAUUUGGUCGAGGAAGUACAUCGCCAUGACUUGAUUUACCGUGAUAUCAAGCCGGAUAAUUUUUUGAUAGGCCGUCCACAAAUGCCCGAUGAAAAUGCAGUUCAUCUCAUUGAUUUUGGAAUGGCUAAACAGUACCGGGACCCUCGUACAAAGCAGCACAUUCCGUACCGCGAGAAGAAGUCGUUGAGCGGCACUGCUCGUUACAUGUCCAUCAACACUCAUUUGGGCAGAGAACAGCUGAGACGUGAUGACCUUGAAGCAUUGGGCCAUGUAUUUUUCUAUUUUUUGAGAGGACAAUUGCCAUGGCAAGGAUUGAAGGCACCCACUAAUAAGCAAAAGUACGAGAAAAUUGGUGACAAAAAACGUACCACUCCUGCCGUCACCUUGUGCGACGGAUUGCCUCGCCAGUUUGCCGAGUACUUGGACCUGGUGCGGUCGCUUCCUUUCGAUGCCGAGCCGGCGUACGAAGAGUACAGAAUGCUCUUUUUGUCGAUAUUAGACGACUUGGGACAAUCUUGUGACGGGGACUUUGAUUGGUUGCAUCUUAACGGCGGGAAAGGAUGGGAUGCCACCAUCAACAAAAAGCCCAAUUUGCACGGGUAUGGCCAUCCUAAUCCCCCCAACGAUAGAGAUAGAAGACACAGAGACCAGCGGCGGCUGCGCGCACAUCACCAAACCAGCCUGGGCCAGCAAUCACCAGCUCAACAGCAGCAAUUGUCAGCAGCUCAGCUUCACCAACAAAAGUUGCAGCAUUUGGUCAACCGUCCUCUUCCUCCUAUCAAGCAGGAGCUGGGUCCCGUUCCAGAUAUGAUGGCCAAGAACAACGGAUUGGCUAACAAUUACGAUAGUUCUCCUGGUCACCAUGCCAACCAAUACGAGCAACAGCAGGUCAAUGAUCAUGAGGAAAAAACCUUUUGGAACAAGUUGUGUUGCCAGUAA
Messenger RNA from Meyerozyma guilliermondii ATCC 6260, 1338 nucleotides. RefSeq names its product serine/threonine protein kinase (gene YCK2). The record is from RefSeq and is a predicted model, not a curated record. The transcript has a single exon. Lineage: Eukaryota; Fungi; Ascomycota; Pichiomycetes; Serinales; Debaryomycetaceae. Gene Ontology annotation, molecular function: protein serine/threonine kinase activity; ATP binding. Gene Ontology annotation, biological process: peptidyl-serine phosphorylation; signal transduction; endocytosis. The coding region runs from base 1 to 1338 and encodes 445 amino acids. Gene Ontology annotation, cellular component: cytoplasm; nucleus.